AUGGCCGACGACGUGAGUGUAGCUGAGCAGCUGCUGCUGAGAAGGUAUCUUCAAGAGAAACUCCGCGAGCACCACGCGUCCAAGCCAGAACUUGAACUCGGGUGGGCUGGCAACAACCUCAGCUGCCCAGCCAACGGGUCGACUCCCCGUCCUCCCAUCAACUGCUCCAAAGACGCACAGCUGGAAAAACGAUAUCCGAACUCAUCUCCCGUAAUCCGUACACAAUCAAGAUGCAGCACUGUCAGGCCUCACAAGCAACCAAGACUGACUGCAGGAUGGAAGUCACAGUCAACAAGGAAAAGCCACCAUUCUAUACUCACAGAUCAUACAGAAAUCCAUAGACAUACAUGUAGUCCACAGAAGAGUUUGAGAGAGGAAAAGCGAAGAGUGCAAUUAAUGGCAGAGUUAGCGACCAGUGUUGCAGCAGGGGUGAUAUGCUCCCUUCUUGAGAAGCUUGGUUCUCUGGCAGCGGCAGAGUAUGCAAUGUUCACCAGCGACCGCAGAGAGGUGGAACUACUGGUGGAUGAGCUCAGCUCUAUGAAGGCUGUUCUUGAGAAGUUGGCCUACAUAGAGAACCUUGAUCCAUUAACCAAGCAAUGGAGGGACCAGGUCAGGGAGUUGACCUACGAUACUGAGGAUUGUAUAGUAAGCUCCAUGCUCCAGGAUCGGCAAGAUGGAGCUAAGGAUUGGUUCAUUUGGAAGAUUUUUCCAUUUUUCAAAGAUCUCAGAGAGGGCUAUAAUUUAUCCAAGCAGAUCAAUCAAAUCAAGGCCGAUGUAGCAGAGCUAAGCGCUCGACGAGAGCGGCUCAAAAUUGACGAAGUCAUCUCUACAUCUUCCCGUGUGUCCAUUGAUCCUCGACUGCAUGUGCUCUAUAAGGAUACCGCCGGCCUUGUUGGAAUUGAUGGACAGAAGGAUAAGCUCAUGGACAUGCUGAAGGAUGACCAGCACCUAAAGGUAGUGUCAAUUGUGGGAUUUGGAGGUUUAGGCAAGACUACACUUGCCAACUUAGUAUACCAUGCUUUACCUACACAACAACACCAUGAAAACAGAUUUGACUGUCAAGCAUUUGUGUCGGUCUCCCAAAGACCUGAUAUCAAUGGGGUUCUUUGUAGCUUGCUCAGAAUGCUUCGGGUAGAUACAACAUCGUCGGAUAAUAGUAAUGUUCAACUCCUUGUCAGCAUGAUCAACCAACAUCUGCAACAUAAAAGGUACCUUAUUGUAAUUGAUGAUUUGUGGAAUGAAUCGGACUGGUAUACUAUCAGAUGUGCUUUCCCAGAGAACAACUCUGGAAGUAGAUUAAUCGUAACUACACGAAUUGAUAGUGUGGCUUUAGAUUGCUGUUCUAAUCGGCGUGAAGAUGUUUAUCCAAUGAAACCUCUCGAAGAACAAUACUCGAGAAGACUUUUUCUUACAAGAAUAUUUGGCUCUCAAGAUGCUUGUCCUGAAUACUUAAAAGAAGCUUCGACUGAGAUAAUAAGGAAAUGUGGUGGUCUACCCCUAGCAAUCAAUGUUGUAUCAGGUUUUUUGGCUAGUAAGAAGACACCAGAGCGGAAGGAGCAUUGGGAGAGGGUACAGAGUUCUUUGGGCACCAUCGACAGAGAGUUCGAACCAAUGAAACAGAUGUCACAAAUCUUAAACCUGAGCUACAUGCAUCUUCCUCAUCAUUUGAGGGCAUGCUUCCUUCAUCUUGGUAUAUAUCCAGAGGACCGGAAGAUCAUGACAGAUGAUUUGGUGAAGCAAUGGGUUGCUGAAGAUUUUGUGCCUUGCUGCCCACAUAGGCGAGAUCGAGAGGAUGUUGCAAGGGGCUAUUUCAAUGAGCUUGUCAACAGGAGCAUCCUCCAACCUGUAGAUAUAGACUACAAGGAUGAGGUUCUGUCAUGUCGAUUACAUGACCUGAUGCUUGAGUUCAUCUUGGACAAAUCCGCGGAUGAGAAUUUCAUUACUGUAGUGGAUAAAUUUGGAGUCCGGAGUGGAGGCACCAGUAAGAUCCGUCGGCUCUCUUUGCAAUCUGACCAAGAGAAUCGUGUCCCGGUACCAGAAGCAAUUAUUCUGACACAAGUUCGGUCGCUUGCAACAUUUGGUGCUUGUGUUGGCGGAGUGUGCUCAAGGCUAAAGUUUAUUCGAGUCCUAGUGGUUGAAGGACCUAAUAUGACUGUGGACGACAUGGCUGGAGUUUGCCUGCUGCUCCAGCUGAGAUACCUGAAGAUUAUUUCUUAUGCGGAUUAUGGGGAUGAUGCAGUACUACUACCUCCUGAAAUUCUGAAUCUACGGUUUCUGGAAACGCUGGAUAUAGCAGAUGUGGGUGAUGCUACCCUUCCAGAAGAAAUAGCUCACUUGUCCAGCUUGCGGCAUCUGCUUCUCCCAUCAGGGAUAGUCUUGCCUGAUGACAUAGGCCGUAUGAAGUCCCUGCGUACCAUACGCAAGUUUGAUAUGUCCCAGAAUUCCGUAGCCUGUAUAAACGGCCUCGGGGAGCUGACCAAUCUCAGAGAUCUUCAACUCAGUUUCUAUAAUCCUUGUUAUGAGGGCGACAAGAAUGUAGCUCUAUGCUCUGCUCUCCAAGAGCUUGCUGGUGAAAACCUUAAACAUCUAGCUAUCGUUUCGGAAGAUGUGUACGGCAACCAAUCUCUACCAAUGUAUAAUCAGCUGAAGCGUCUGCAUUCCUUACCAGGAAAUCUAGAGACACUACAUCUAGAAGAUCGCAUGCCUACUAUUCCAAACUGGAUUGGUCAACUCGGUAAUCUGUACGACAUAAAUCUUUAUGGAAUCGAGAGGUUGAACCCGCAAGGUAUUGAUAUCCUCGCAAAGUUGCCAGCCCUUCUCUACCUCAAGAUGUACAUCCCGAUACGCAUCGCUGAAACAAUCGUCAUCCGUUGUGGGAGUGGGAGUGGGGCAGCUUUCCCAGCACUCAAGUAUUUCAACCUCAUUUGUUCGCCGCCAUGGGUGGACUUUGAGCAAGGGUCAAUGCCCAAGCUCCAGACACUCGAUAUAGCAUUUAUGGCGGACAGAUGGGAGGAAUGUGGAAGAGCGCCUGCAGGCAUCCACAACCUGGGUGCGUUGCAGGUACUCUCGGUACGACUGAGGUACGGUGGUGAGGAGUCUGACAAGGAAGCUGCUAAAUCUGUGCUGCGUGCUGCAAUCGACGGCCAUCCACGUGACCCUCGUGUCAUCAUCCAAGGAACAGGAUUUUCCUAUCAUAUUUAUACGGAGGAGGAAUAUAAUGUGGAAGUCAAUUUGGACGAUGAUAUGGACAUCUCCGACUGAGCAAAAAAAUAGCGGUCGGCAAAAUCUUAUGCAACAUUGGCCCGGCAGACGUGUGUAUUUGUUUCCUAUCCUUAAAUCCUAGGUAGCUAAAUAUCUGCAAUGAUACAAAAAAAAAGUUGGAAAAAAAAUAUAAUACAUCUUUUUUGAAAGGUGAAAAGACCAAAAAAAAAAGAAUUCAAAAGGUAAAACACACAACAAAAAAGAAAAGGGUACGUGUGUAUAUGUGCUACUAUUUUCAACAUCAUUUUUGAAAGGUGAAAAUAGCAUCAAAACAAAAACAGGAAAAAGCACCAAGAAAAUUAAAAAAACACUAAACUAUUUCUAAAAUGUGUAGUGUUUUCUUGUUUUUCUAGUUGUGUAAGUAGGAGUAGGUAACUCCGCCUAUGUCAUCUUGAAUGCAUAGCUGGUCCCAAGCCCAGAACAAGGAGGAGGGAGUACUCAUGAUUGUUUUCUAUAGCACCUAGAAGAAUGAGCUGCGCCCCUGGCUAUCCCUAAAGCUUUUGUCAUUUGUUUCUUGUUUGUCUUAACUGAGAAAGUCAUUUUCAUGCCAACUAUUUGUUUGUCCAUGCUAAAUAAGAAUUCUUCCAAAAUA
This is a messenger RNA of Aegilops tauschii subsp. strangulata, 3853 nucleotides long. Its product is annotated as disease resistance protein RGA5. Gene Ontology annotation, biological process: defense response to other organism. Gene Ontology annotation, molecular function: ADP binding. NCBI's taxonomy places the organism in Eukaryota, Viridiplantae, Streptophyta, Magnoliopsida, Poales, Poaceae. The record is from RefSeq and is a predicted model, not a curated record.